This is a messenger RNA of Vitis riparia (riverbank grape), 1242 nucleotides long. Its product is annotated as telomere repeat-binding factor 4. Gene Ontology annotation, molecular function: double-stranded telomeric DNA binding. Gene Ontology annotation, cellular component: nucleosome. The transcript is spliced from 6 exons. Gene Ontology annotation, biological process: nucleosome assembly. The record is from RefSeq and is a predicted model, not a curated record. Bases 76 to 921 code for a protein of 281 amino acids. Lineage: Eukaryota; Viridiplantae; Streptophyta; Magnoliopsida; Vitales; Vitaceae.
CGAAGCUCAGCGGCUCUGUCCUGAGAGGAGACGAGGGUUUAACCAGUGAGAGAGAGGGAGGUGGGGGGGAGAGGAAUGGGGAAUCCGAAACAAAAAUGGACUUCGGAGGAGGAGGAGGCGCUACGCGCCGGCGUAGCGAAGCACGGCACCGGUAAGUGGAAGAAUAUCCAGAAGGAUCCGGAGUUCAACCAUUUUCUGUUCACCCGUUCAAACAUCGAUCUGAAGGACAAAUGGCGGAAUAUGAGUGUCAGUGCUAGUGGACAAGGUCCAAGGGAAAAAUCACGGACUCCAAAAACAAAGGCCAACACAGAUGCUCCCAGUGCUGCUACCGUGUCCAAUCCACAAAAUUCCAGUUCAGCUGCUCCUGUUACAGGUGAUGCCUCAGCAGAUGCCAUGGAUGAUGCUUCAAAGAAUAUACUGGAUGGGAAAAGUGCUCCAAGGUACAAUGCAAUGAUUUUUGAAGCGCUUUCAGCCCUAAAAGAGCCAAAUGGAUCAGACACUAGUACGAUUGUUAGCUUUAUUGAGCAAAGACAUGAGGUGCCACAAAACUUUAGGAGGUUAUUAAGUUCAAGGUUAAGACGGCUUGUUGCACAGGACAAACUUGAAAAGGUUCAAAACUGCUACAAGAUAAAGAGAGAUCCCUCAUUUGGGACUAAAACACCUACCCCGAAACAGAAGGACAUCAGACCUAGGCAGUCACAAAGCACAGAUUAUGUAGCCUCCAUCGAGACGGUAGAAGAAGCAGCAGUGGCUGCUGCCUACAAGGUCGCUGAAGCAGAAAACAAGUCAUUUGUAGCAGCUGAAGCAGUCAAGGAGGCAGAGAGGGUUGCAAAGAUGGCUGAAGAGUCAGAAGCGAUGCUACAGUUCACACUAGAGAUACUUGAGAAAUGUUCUCGUGGUGAAGUUGUGUACAUAGCAUAGGAUAGUGAUUGAUUCAUGUUGUCAAACUAAAGACUUGGAACUAUUUGAUCAGAACAUGAGUUUAUCAUAUCUCUCUCUCUCUCUUCCCUUCCUUUUUUCUUUUCAUUUUUUCCUUCAUUUUUCUUCUUCUUCAGGUUCUCUUAGGCAGGUAAAGGUUUGUAAAUUUAGUUUGCUGUAAUAGUCGCAUUUUGUUUAGGUUGGAUGAAAGGAAAAAUCAUGACUGGUUGUGGGUAACUAAUUGCAUCAUAUACAACCUUGUUAAGAUCCUGGUAAUGAACCUAGCGAUAAAAUUAACCAAUAAAGUACCAUGCAUUGCCUGAA